GUCUCAAAUGUGUUCUUCUCUCUUCCGAUCAACAUCACGUCGGGCCCAGAGCCAUCUCACCAUGGGACAGCCAAGCCGCCAUUACCACUGCAACAAGCUCAGGCUCGGAGUCGUGGUGCUGCUGGCGUGGGCGCCAUGGCUGCCGGUGUCGGCGGGCACGACGACGUUCACCAUCUCCAACUACUGCCCCUACACGAUCUGGCCUGGCACGCUGGCGGGCUCCGGGACGCCGCAGCUGUCCACGACGGGGUUCGAGCUCGGGCCGGGCCAGACGGCCCGGCUCGCGGCGCCCGCGGGGUGGUCGGGCCGGAUGUGGGCGCGCACCGGGUGCGUGUUCGACGCGUCCGGCGCCGGUACGUGCCAGACGGGCGACUGCGGCGGUCGGGUCGACUGCCGCGGCGCCGGCGCCACCCCGCCCGCCACGCUGUUCGAGGUCACGCUGGCCAAGGCCGCCGUCGGCGCCGGAGCCGGGACCCAGGACUUCUACGACGUGAGCCUCGUCGACGGGUACAACCUCCCCGUCGUAGCCAUCCCGCGCGCGGCCCAAGCCCAAGCCCAGGCUUGCAACGCCACCGGCUGCAUGGCCGACCUCAACCGCUCGUGCCCGAAGGAGCUGCAGGUGGAGUGCGGGGCCGGGGCGAUCGCGUGCAGGAGCGCGUGCGAGGCGUUCGGGGAGGAGAGGUACUGCUGCAGCGGCGCCUACGACACGCCGGGGGCCUGCAAGCCGACGGCCUACUCGUCCAUCUUCAAGGCGGCGUGCCCGCGCGCCUACAGCUACGCCUACGACGACAGCACCAGCACCUUCACCUGCAACGCCGCCGACUACACCGUCGCCUUCUGCCUCCCGACCUCCGGGAUAAAGGAAUCUGAGGCUGUGUUCCUCGGCGCACAGAUCGACAGCGGCGGCCACGGGACCGGCGGCCAAGGCGAUGCGCCGCCGGCGUUCGGCAACGGUGGCGCGGGUGCGUAUAAACCACCGGUUUACGGCAGCAGCAACAACGAUGACGGCGAUGGAGGUGCUUAUAGUUAUAGGCCGCCGGUUUACAACUACGGCCGCGGAGGCGAUCGUGUACCGCCGGCGAUGGCGGCCUCGUCGGCGAUCACGAGACACGUUGUCCGGCCAUGGCUUCCACUCCUGCUGCUCGUCUUCUCUUUCUGACCGCGCUCGAUCUGUCGCCCUGCUGCGACUUGUGCUUGCAUGUUUCGAGUACGUGCGGCCCCGGAGCGAUCAAGAAUCGGGAGCUCACCUUGAUUAGUUAGAUGCUAGGCUCCAAUAUUCGUUAAGAUCGCGUCCAUUUUAUGCUGAUCGAUCGAUCGUUGAAGUAAAAUUGGCAAUUGACAGUGCAGAUGCUAAUUAAGUCAGAUUUCAGGCUAACUCUUCAGAUAAUGCAUAUGCUCUAAGUCAUGGUAUAACUACCAGAAAGUUGCAAAAAAAAAAUUAAAAAAUGUUGAGGGCAUUCAUACAUGACAAACCGAGAAACGAAAAGGAUAAAUCGAGAUGUGAACAGUACCAAAUUAGAAUGCGUUGGGAAUAGCAUUUUCUGCUACUAUCCACAGUUCAAUUUGUCUUUUUUUUUGUUCCUUCAUGCAUGUACUGAAUUUUGAAAUUGAAAUUUGUAGCAUCAUAGAUGUAACUUGUACCGAUCUACUUAAUAUGUGGCUUAGUUUCAAAAACAAAAACUUAAUAUGGCCGCGGUGCAGCUUGUCUCCUUCCAUCUUUUGGCCUUGAUUUUUCGAUCAAAGGCUUUUAAGGCCUGCCCGGCUUUAUUAGAAAGCCUAAGAGGUUCUGCUAAGGUUACCAGCGAUACAAGUCAUACACCAUCCAGAUCCAACAAGACCAACAGCUAAUAUUCAAGGAAACUACUGACAAAACCAUGAUCUUUUGGCCUUGAUACUGAUGGCCGCACUGGAGAGUGGAGAUAAUGCACACCGCCACACGCUAUAUAUGAUUCUCUUUGGGCCAAAAUGAUCGACAAAGGUUAAAACUCGUAAGCACGCCAGAGAGUCAGAAGAAUACACUGCGCAGGUGCCACACAAGACACAACACUAUUAAUGUCCAGAAAA
Messenger RNA from Brachypodium distachyon (stiff brome), 2064 nucleotides. Its product is annotated as thaumatin-like protein 1b. Lineage: Eukaryota; Viridiplantae; Streptophyta; Magnoliopsida; Poales; Poaceae. The transcript has 3 exons. The record is from RefSeq and is a predicted model, not a curated record. Gene Ontology annotation, cellular component: extracellular region. Bases 8 to 1159 code for a protein of 383 amino acids. Gene Ontology annotation, biological process: defense response.